GAUUUUCGCUGUUUCGUAUCGAAUUCAUGUUGAUCAAUAUGAUAUAUUAUACGGAACUUUUAAAAAUUGAACAAUAUUUUCCAAUGUGCCAAAUAAAAUAAGAAUUAAGAUAAAAUUUUGUGGUAAGGAUUCUUGAACUUACCAAAAAUGACAUGAAAUAUCUUUUAGUCAUAUUGAUUAUGUUAUUUCUAUCGAUUAUAUAUGACUCUGAAGGUUCUAAAGGAAGAUUCUUUUGCUAUUCUCAUUUAAUUUUGGCAAAUACAACCAUAGAACAAUGCAUUCUUAGAUCUGAAUUAUAUUACAUAUGUGAUCGUGCUAGAGUGAUUGAUAAUAUACAAAAAAACAAAAUUAUGGAAACAAUAAUUCACAUCAAAAAAUAUUCAAGUUAUCUAAAUAUUUUCAAAAAUUGUACAAAUGAAAAAUCCAAAGGAAUCAAUUUUAAUAUUAUAUUAAUACCACCUAACAAUGUCUCAAAUGAAAUUCCCAAAAACGCGAAAUGCAAUCAGAAUUUUAUAAAACUGGUAUCUGGAAAGCGGCAAGCUUUGUCCCUCAAAUAUCCUUGCUCCGAAUACGUCCUAUUCCUCAUUUAUGGCAAUAACUUGUGGAUAUCGAUGGGCAAAAACGUUCAACUUUUAGCGAAGAGGCACGCUCUCUUUCGGUUCUUAAACAGCGUUUCCUCAUAUGAAAAUUUUUCCAUCGAGGGAAUAAUCAGGGUUUUAUUAAGCGGCUUCACCAAGUUAACCCUCGAUUCCUUGAAAGCCCAAUCUGCACCGAUGGGAAAAUACUCCAAUAUUCCCAUGAUAUCCAACCUCGAUAGGAUUUACGCAGGUGAAACAAGGAAUGGCAAUUACAAUCAGGAAUUCAACGAUUUCGGAAACCAAGGUCAGAGUAAAAACCGUGACAAAGAUACCUUCUUUUUGGAUAAUUAUAGCUUAAUAUCUACUACUCCCAAACCGCCAAAACUUAUCUUCAAAUCGAAAACGAUGAUGAGUAUAAUUGGAUUCAUCUGCGUGUUAUUAGUGACCUUCACGUUUUUCUGUGUCGCUUUCAUGAGGUCUCACCUCUCCAGAUACUUCGCUUCCGCCUCUCCGAUCAUGGUUUGGCAACAUAAGAAGAGGAAAAAAAAAAUUCGAAAAAAAAGUAUAUUCUGGAAUCUAUGGAAACUUACUACAUCAAAACAAAUAGGACAAUGCUGCAAAUUAAUUCGUUGGAUAUGUCCAAUCCACUCGCCGAUAAAUGGCACAAUGCAUGGAUCGAGCAACAAACUGGAGAAGGAGCUCCGCCGACAACCUUGAAUGGUCCUACGUCCUCGCAGGGUAGAGCCCCUUUACAAGCGAAUUUUGCGACAGGUCCGGCAGCUAUCCAAUAAAGGCAAGUAGGAAUGAGGGGGCUCAACUUAAAUUGCUUCAAUUGUGGGGGAAGAGGACACAAGGCCCGGGAGUGUGCGAGUGGAGCGAGUAAUACGUAUACGUUCAACCAAGGGGUCAAUCGUUGGGCUGGGGGCCAGCCUCGGAGAGUGUUCGACGAAGCAGGUUAUUAGCGAGGGAAGCGGAAGAAUUCGCUGACGACGUGUGCUAUUCAAAUUCCGCCGGGCAGCAGAGAUUGAAAGAAUGACAUGUGGGACAAUGCAAGAUUUGGGAAGGAAAGAAAUUCAAAAUGGAGGAGAAAAUUCGAAAUUUGUGGUUAAAAAAAUGUUAAAUCUAAUGUUAAUGGAGCUGAGGUUGAAAUGAAUGACUCCAGGAUUUAAUCAUUAACGCGGCGCCAUGAU
Molecule: messenger RNA, 1768 nt
Organism: Gordionus sp. m RMFG-2023
Lineage: Eukaryota; Metazoa; Nematomorpha; Gordioida; Chordodea; Parachordodidae
Exons: 6
Coding region: 153-1295 (380 amino acids)
Source: RefSeq, a predicted model, not a curated record